AUGUCCACAGAGCACCUGGAAUUAGACGCCGAGUAUGGCGCUCUUGCAUUCGACUGUUACGUCGUGGACCAUUGGAAGGACGAUUCUCCUGAGGAAAGCCAGCAACAAUGGGAGCGACUGGUAUGGGAAUAUCAAAGACUGUCUCUCAAAGAGCGUAAUAAAUACCACCAUCGCACUCAGAGCAUCCCCAUGGAGAUAACCCCCACCCAUGUCCAAAUCCUCCGCACCCACCAAACCAUCUACGAGCGCAACCUGGGCAUCCCAAACUGCACAGGGAUCCAGACUGUCUGGUUGCGCACGUGUUACGAUGCGGACGUUGCCGAGAAAUACGCAGAUAUGAAGGCCGACGCGUAUGUCAUCGGAGACAAGGUCCUAGACGACCCCGCGCGGUAUGCCUUCGCUGAGGACUGGCGAAUGGUUCUCGGGCGUAUGCCCGGCAUUACGGAUUUUUGGGGUCUUUCUGACCAGAACGGCGAUGGAGCCAUGCUCAAGUAUCGGUCGGGGUUGGACGAUGGGGCGAUCCGGGCUCAGUACGAGAGGAUCGAGGAUGCGGAUGCUCAGACUCUGGCGCUCAAGGCGCUGGAGUUCCAGGCGUUGUUGUAUUUGGUAGAUCGCGAGGCUAUUGAAACGGGACUCAUCAAGCUACUCUGGCUGGAUGAGCAUGGGUGCAGUGCUUGGGAGAAUCGGGUGGCCCCGGCGAGCAUGUACCAGUUGGCAGGCGCGCUUCUCGGUGCCACGGGUCUUGGGGAACUCACACAAGGGAAUGCCACGCGAGGCUGUUUAAUCGAACUAUAG
This is a messenger RNA of Aspergillus campestris IBT 28561, 795 nucleotides long. RefSeq lists its product as uncharacterized. Lineage: Eukaryota; Fungi; Ascomycota; Eurotiomycetes; Eurotiales; Aspergillaceae. The transcript is spliced from 3 exons. The record is from RefSeq and is a predicted model, not a curated record. The coding region runs from base 1 to 795 and encodes 264 amino acids.